AUGAGUCUCAGCAACUCUCUGACCGCCAGUGGACAGGACUUGACCAGCAGCGGAAACCGAGUCGGCUGGGAAGAGGCUAGCACGGUUUUGAAGCCCUCCACGCCCACCAGAAAAUCACCCAAGCCGGAGAAUGCCAUCACCAUCGGCGUGUCUGCACGAGUCCUCUUCAACAUGGAGAAGGAGCAGCACAUCUACGAGCAGCAAGGCAUGGAGGAGUACAUCAAGUAUCAGGUGGAGCAUGAAACGCAGCCUUUCAGCCCUGGACCUGCCUUCUCCUUCGUCAAGGCUCUGGAGGCUGUGAACACGCGACUGAGGGAGCUCUACCCCGACAGCGAAGAGCUCUUUGAUGUUGUACUCAUGACCAACAACCACGCAUACGUCGGCCUAAGACUCAUCAAUACCAUCAAUCAUCACGAGUUGUUCAUUGAGCGCUUCUGUAUGACCGGGGGGAACAGUCCCAUUGGCUACUUGAAGGCCUACCACACCAACCUUUACCUGUCAGCUGAUCCAGUCAAGGUUCGGGAAGCUUUGGAAGAAGGAAUAGCAGCAGCCACCAUGUUCACCCCAGAGAAGAUGACGGAAGUGUCGGAGACUCAGCUGCGUGUUGCCUUUGAUGGUGAUGCCGUCCUCUUUUCUGAUGAGUCUGAGCGCAUUUACAAGGCCCACGGACUGGACAAGUUCUUUGAGCACGAGAAGGCACACGAGAACAAGCUUCUGGACCAUGGACCAUUGAAAGGUUUCCUGGAGGCUUUAGGAAAGCUGCAGAAGAAAUUUUAUGCCAAAGGCCAGCGCAUGGACUGCCCCAUCCGGACCUACUUGGUGACAGCUCGCAGCGCAGCCAGCUCUGGUACUAGGGCCCUAAAAACUCUGCGCUCAUGGGGUCUGGAGAUCGAUGAGGCUCUCUUUCUGGCAGGGGCACCAAAGGGCCCCAUGCUGGAGAAGAUCAGGCCGCACAUUUUCUUUGAUGACCAGUUGUUUCAUGUUGAGGGGGCAGCAGAAAUGGGGACAGUAGCGUGCCACGUGCCCUAUGGGAUAGCCCAGAGAGUUAUCAAGAGAGAGACUCAUGACAAAGAGACUUCUUCAGCACCCAAGUAG
Molecule: messenger RNA, 1095 nt
Organism: Cyclopterus lumpus (lumpfish)
Lineage: Eukaryota; Metazoa; Chordata; Actinopteri; Perciformes; Cyclopteridae
Product: cytosolic 5'-nucleotidase 1A-like
Exons: 6
Coding region: 1-1095 (364 amino acids)
Biological process (GO): adenosine metabolic process; nucleotide metabolic process
Cellular component (GO): cytosol; cytoplasm
Molecular function (GO): 5'-nucleotidase activity; magnesium ion binding; nucleotide binding
Source: RefSeq, a predicted model, not a curated record